Molecule: messenger RNA, 2802 nt
Organism: Toxoplasma gondii ME49
Lineage: Eukaryota; Apicomplexa; Conoidasida; Eucoccidiorida; Sarcocystidae
Product: glycosyl transferase, group 4 family protein
Exons: 11
Coding region: 610-2433 (607 amino acids)
Biological process (GO): dolichol-linked oligosaccharide biosynthetic process; protein N-linked glycosylation
Cellular component (GO): membrane
Molecular function (GO): UDP-N-acetylglucosamine-dolichyl-phosphate N-acetylglucosaminephosphotransferase activity
Source: RefSeq, a predicted model, not a curated record
GUAACGAGGUUUGGAAAAUAAGGAAAAAUCGUAUCCCCGUCUGCGUGAAAAAAGUUUGCAGCUGUGCUGAUGCGCACACACUUUGUGAAGUUAGUUGGUGUGGAUUCCUCAUAGUGUUUCCGGAGCUUCUUCCGUCUGUAUCGCACCCUUUCCGACCACAAAGCUCGUCAGGACCGCGAGCCACCGAGUGUGUCGCCCAGGAAGAGUGAGCAGGAAAAGGGAAUGCGGCGAUUUUCUGGUCAGGUCCUCAAACCAAAACCACCUGAAAACCUUUUCUCCCCGAUGUGAUCGACGUACCAAUGACACAUGAGUGAACGGUGACAACUCCAAGCCAGUGGUUCAAACCCGUCAGCGGUAUGCUUGGGAUGUUAGUUUUUCUGCUUCUGUGUUCCAAUUUCCCACCUUUGCUACUGUUCACUCGUUCUUAUCGGUUCCUGUAUUCUUCGGAAUAUCUUUAGCGUGUCGGUCUGUGUCGGAAGAACACAGGCAGGUUUGGUUGCGCUGCGCGGAAACGAGGCAGUUGGUGGAUGGAACCGACUUGCACGGUGUGCGUUUCCUUCUGCUCUGCACUCGCGUUAUCCUCUUUUCGUUCAACGCUGGAAACUACCCAUGCGGUGGAAAGACGCUACGUGGAAUGUGUUUGUGUGCAUCGCCACUGUCGCGCUUUCCUCCUUCACAACAGAAAUGAGGGCAGAACGUACUUCUGGUCAGGAUGGACCAAAAAGCAAGCUGCAACCGUCGCUGUGUCUGUCAAGAUGCCUACUCCUCCUUGUCGCCACUCUUUCGUUGCCGCUUCUCAUUCUUCCCACGCCUUUCGUCCGUCCCGUAGCAGGGGUCGUGUUUCUUGCCACUCUUUGCUUCGGUUUCGUUCGCCACUUCAUUCCGUACUGGGACGAAAGAAUGAAGAGGAAAGGUGUCACGGGAAGAGACAUGCACAAACCGCUUCCCGCUCCUGUCCUCUCUGAGGGCAUGGGCCUCGUCUCGGCGUUCGUCUUCGUCCUCGCAGCUGUUGCGUCGCAGGUGCUUCUGAAAAAUGACGACAAAAAGCUGGUGGAAUAUAACGCAGGCCUUUUGUCCAUCACGCUCAUGACAUUUCUCGGCUUCGCGGACGACCUCUUGGAGUUGCCCUGGAGAGCGAAGAUGUUGACGCCUCUGGUUGCAUCGGUUCCGCUUCUUGUCGCGUACACGGGCCGCACCACCAUUCUUCUUCCCGACUGGGUCUUUCCCUUUGUCGACUCGCUCGCUGCUUUUCCAGCUUUGCUGGAACAGUCUCUCUCCGUCUGGAUAUCUCCAGCGACGGUAGCUCUCCGCACCUUCUGGGCGUCCGUAGUGGAUUCGACUGGUGCAUUGUACAGCCAGCUUUUCGCUUCUGGACUGCUCAGCAGAGUCGGAAUGUCCCCGGAAGAGUUUUCUUUCCCUUCUUUGCUCGCAUCCCUCUUCGCGUCUUUCACAGCUUUUCUUCAAACGUUUUCCAGCUCGCUGUCGGGUCUCCUCACCGGCUACUGCCUCCUGCCCACUGCGUCCCCCACUGAGGCGCUUGCCUUCGCUGCUCCCCUUCCUAUUCCUUCGUCUCCCGCUUCUCUUCUCUCCUCUCUCGACACGCGUGACUCACACGACGCGCCAGGACCAUUCUCGGCGCCCGGGCCAGGCCUCGCCGCUGCGUGGCUUACCACAGCAGACGCCUUUGAUCUGCAGAGAAACGACAUGCGUAUCCACUCUCCGUCUGACAGCAUUCCCGCCGGAAGUACUGUCGGCUGGGGAACAGGCCCUCCAGUCGUUGUCGACCUCGGCGCUUUCUACUACGUCUACAUGGCCUUGCUCACUGUCUUCUGUACCAACGCAAUCAACAUUUACGCCGGAAUCAAUGGACUUGAGGUCGGCCAGUCGGUCGUCAUGAGCUUCUUUGUCAUUGUACACAACGUCGUGGAGAUCACGAACAACUGGCUACCUGGAAAUGCCUCUACUGAGGCGACACUCGUUUGGCGCCAGAAUUACUUUUCCCUCAUUCUCUCACUCUUCUUCUUCGCGUCUUCUCUCGGUCUCCUCUCCUUCAACUGGUACCCUUCUCAGGUCUUCGUUGGCGACACUUACACAUGUUUCGCUGGCAUCUACUUUGCUGUCGUCGGGAUUCUCGGCCACUUCUCCAGGACGCUGCUGCUGCUUUUCCUCCCGCAACUGCUGAACUUCCUUUUGUCCAUACCGCAGCUCUUCGGUCUUGUCGCCUGUCCGAGGCACCGGACGCCAAGGUAUAAUGCAGCCACUGGGAAGCUCGAGAGCUCGGGAAACCUCACGCUCAUCAACCUCAUUCUGACGGUCGCAGGGCCCAUGACGGAGAGGAAGUUGCUUAUUGUCCUCAUUGCUCUUCAGUUAUGCUCGUGUUCUGCCGGCCUUCUGAUUCGCUAUUCCUCUGGGAUUUACAUGCUCUUCCUCUGAGGACCGAGUGCACCGAGAAAAGCGUCAGAAAUUGUCUGUGGUUGGCUCCUUUUUGGGCUGCCACUUGUAGGCAUAUACACUGAUACAGAAAAUUGAGUUUGUGCUUUGUUGCAUGUUUUGAGUGAUCAGAGGGAACGUGCCGUUGCAUGCUCUGCUCGGCUUGCAGAGGGACAGGUAGCGGACGGCAGCAUGCGCACAGAAAGAAACCCGUUGUACGAAUGUUGUUGUUUAUGCGCUACUUUAGCAUUUGAAUGUUUGGAGAUAAAUCUCAUGUUUGUUAUUGUUUUGAAUCUACGUUGCCAGCGAAUCACUGUUGUUUUUUCCGACAUACAGCGCCUCAAACGGAUGUCUUUGGCCUAUAAGUACCAC